UAGUUCUUCGGAAGCGAGGUCGGGCGGCUCCCUGGCCGCCCUGUACCGGCGGCUAGACUGCGCAUGUGUGUCAGUGGCGUUAGCGGAGGACCAGGCUGGCAGUUCCUUCCUCGGAAGGAGAGAUUCCUCUGCCAUGGAGUCCUACGAUGUGAUCGCCAACCAGCCUGUCGUAAUCGACAACGGAUCCGGUGUGAUUAAAGCUGGUUUUGCUGGUGAUCAGAUCCCCAAAUACUGCUUUCCAAACUAUGUGGGCAGACCCAAACAUGUUCGUGUCAUGGCAGGUGCCCUUGAAGGCGACAUCUUCAUUGGCCCCAAAGCAGAGGAGCACCGAGGACUGCUCUCCAUCCGCUACCCCAUGGAGCACGGCAUCGUCAAGGACUGGAACGACAUGGAGCGCAUCUGGCAAUACGUCUAUUCUAAGGACCAGCUGCAGACUUUCUCAGAGGAGCAUCCUGUGCUCCUGACGGAGGCACCUUUAAACCCGCGGAAAAACCGGGAACGAGCUGCUGAAGUUUUCUUCGAGACCUUCAAUGUGCCAGCCCUUUUCAUCUCCAUGCAAGCUGUGCUCAGCCUUUAUGCCACCGGCAGGACCACGGGUGUGGUGCUGGAUUCUGGGGAUGGCGUCACCCACGCCGUGCCCAUUUACGAGGGCUUUGCCAUGCCCCACUCAAUCAUGCGCAUCGACAUUGCUGGCCGGGACGUCUCUCGCUUCCUUCGCCUCUACCUGCGCAAGGAAGGCUAUGAUUUCCACUCAUCCUCCGAGUUUGAGAUUGUCAAGGCCAUAAAAGAAAGAGCGUGCUACCUAUCCAUAAACCCCCAGAAGGAUGAGACACUAGAGACGGAGAAGGCACAGUACUACCUGCCCGACGGCAGCACCAUUGAGAUUGGUCCUUCCCGAUUCCGGGCACCUGAGCUGCUGUUCAGGCCAGACCUGAUCGGCGAGGAGAGCGAGGGCAUCCAUGAGGUGCUGGUGUUCGCCAUCCAGAAGUCUGACAUGGACCUGCGGCGCACACUUUUCUCUAACAUCGUCCUUUCGGGAGGCUCCACCCUGUUCAAAGGUUUUGGUGACAGGCUAUUGAGUGAAGUGAAGAAAUUGGCUCCGAAAGAUGUGAAGAUCAGGAUAUCUGCACCGCAAGAGAGACUGUAUUCCACAUGGAUUGGGGGCUCCAUCCUUGCCUCCCUGGACACCUUUAAAAAGAUGUGGGUCUCUAAGAAGGAAUACGAGGAAGACGGUGCCCGAUCCAUCCACAGGAAAACCUUCUAAUAUUGGGACAUCAUCUUCACCUCUCUCUGAAGUUAACUCCACUUUAAAACUCGCUUUCUUGAGUCGGAGUGUUUGCGAGGAAUUGCCUGUGUGUAUGAGUGUGUGUGUGGGUGUGUGGGUACGAGCGUGUGCGCAUAUGCGAGUGCCGUGUGGCCCGGGGAUCCCAGGGAUCCCGGGGCCCAGAAAGGACGAUGAACUACCCACGAUGGUGACGGCCUGAGACCUGGGGUUGACCACUAACUGGCCCCUGACGAGGGACCUGCUCCGUCAGCGGGGUCUUUGGCUGGCUGUGUGGGACUAUGUUUACUACCAUAGGGAGACAGAGAGGGAGGUAAACCCAACCCCCGAGACCUUGCUGCUGCCCAUCCUAGGCUGGGCCAGCCCCACCCCUACCCCACCCAGGGUGCUCUGUGGCCCAAGGCAGCUGCUGCCUCCCCUUGCUCAUCAUUCUGCUCUCGAUGCCUCUUGAUCACAGACUGAGGGCCAGGGUUGAGUUCUGUCUGGUUUUGUUGCAGUCUGGGUUUAGAAAGCUGGAAAAGCACUCCAGGAGCGGUUACUGAGACUUCGGUAUCAGGAGGGGGCAGGAUGCCCUCAGCUUCACCUGGAGACCAGGACCACACUGGGCAUUUGAGGAGGGCAGGAGUAGUGCUACUUCUGAUGGGUGGCAGAGUUAAUACUCUAACCCCCAACCCCCAUCCGGGGAUCUCGGGAGAGUUUCAGGAGCCUGUUGGCCCCAGGCCCUUGCUUUCCAUCCAUCCAUGGGCAAAGCCAUCUUCAGUUUUAUUUAUUGAAGUGUUUGUUCAGUACAGGGACUGGAGCGAGGGAGCUCACUGCCUCCUGCCCGCCAGUCACCCUGUUCACACUAACGUUUACAGCACCUAAGCUUAGCAUAGCGUCCAGGGCCCCGCCACUCCCUGCUAACAGUGAACUGACAGUAUCCAUAGGCCUCAGGACCAUUUGGGAUCAGAGGCUACACUCAAAGUCACUCCAGCCUCUUUCUUUCUCCCUCUUCCACUUGCUCACCACCCUGGAAUCAACAGGCUGGUUGCUGGUUGGAUUUUCUGAAACAGGAGGUAGAAUCACCCUUUGGCAGAGGCUGCUAGCAAAGGAGGGGUGUUGGGGAUCCAGCCUCCUUAGGACUGGAGAAAGAUCUGCAAUUAAGUUGCCUUUUCCCACGCUAGCUGACCCAGGGGGGACUAGGUUGUAGAGGCGAGAUGGCCCCCUCUGGGCUGAUUUGUGCCAUUCUUGUCUUUACAUUUGUUUGGUUAGGGAGGGGCCAGACCAGAGUGCCAGGAGCUGAUGGGCUCAGGCUCACCUCCUCUGGUCCAGUGGGGCCAGGUGCCUGCCCUGGACUGGGCUGGCCUGGCAGUGGUCCCAAGGCUCUUCAGGCCAGAUGGUGCAAAGCUGGGGCUAGCAGAUACUCACCGGCACCCUCACCUGUGACACCAAGACCUGCCCUGAUCCCAGAUUCCAGGCAGUAUUCUCCCCCAUGCCGUCCAAUGACCAAAGGCCCUGCCAGGUGUGGGCCGCAGCAGCAGGUGUGUGUGAAAGUGAUGUGGCGACCCACAGACUGCAGUGUGCUUAACCAGCUCACCUCCCCCGCCCUUAGCCCAAGCCUGUCCCUCGCACAGCCUCGCACAAACCACGUUGCCUGGUGGGGCCCAGUGUACUUAAAUAAACUCGUUCCAAUAGACA
Molecule: messenger RNA, 2959 nt
Organism: Kogia breviceps (pygmy sperm whale)
Lineage: Eukaryota; Metazoa; Chordata; Mammalia; Artiodactyla; Physeteridae
Gene: ACTR1A
Product: actin related protein 1A
Source: RefSeq, a predicted model, not a curated record